GUGUGGGGACCAAAGCACCGCCCAGAUAUGAAGCAAGUCUCUAGCACAAAAAUACAAAAGCCCAUCUCUUGUUCUUUGUCUCGGGACUACUUGCCCUAAACCUACCAAUCAAAAGCAAAGGCACCAAAACCAUUAAAGAAGAAUAAAUAAAACCCAGGAGCCCUUUUCACUUUCCAAAUUUCACUUCCAACUCAAUAUCCUACAAAUGUUAUAGAGAGAGAGAGAAACCCUAUAUACAACUAUAGGAGGAAGAAGAAGAUGAUGAAGAAGAAGAAGAUCCAGCUUGGAAUUUUCUUGUGAAACAUUACUCUCCCCCUUCUAUCUGUCAUCAGAGCCCUUUGCGAAUUCAUAGAAAAAACACAACCAUUCGUACAAUUCUUCCUCUCCGAUCUCAUCCGUUCGCUUCUUCACUCCCUUUGUAUACAUAUAUAUAUAUAUAUAUAUAUCUGCAUAUCGAAUUAUAUGUAUAUGUAGAUAUGGAUCCGGUGCAAUCUCAUGGAUCAAGCUCUCUUCCUCCUCCGUUCCACGCACGAGACUUCCAAUUACAUCUCCAACAGCAACAGCAACAGCAACAGCAACAGCAACAACAGCAACAGUUCUUCCUCCAUCAUCACCAUCAGCAACAGCAGAGGAACUCCGACGACCACGAACAAUCAGGAUUAAGCCGCGGCAUCAAGAUCGACAACGAAGAGUCGAGCGAUAACAUGGACAACCUCGCCAACAGCAGCAGCGAGGGCAGAGAGGUCAAUUUACACGGCGGAGGAGGAGAAAGCGGCAGCGGCGGCGGAGGCGGCGACCAUAUCACGAGAAGGCCGAGGGGAAGACCCGCCGGAUCUAAGAACAAACCCAAACCGCCGAUCAUCAUAACGCGCGACAGCGCAAACGCCCUGCGAACGCACGUCAUGGAGAUCGGUGAUGGCUGCGACAUCGUCGACAGCAUGGCGACGUUCGCUCGACGCCGUCAACGCGGGGUCUGCGUUAUGAGCGGUACUGGGAACGUUACCAACGUUACUAUCCGUCAACCCGGUUCACCUCCCGGUUCGGUGGUAAGCCUCCAUGGCCGGUUCGAGAUCCUCUCCCUCUCUGGUUCGUUUCUACCUCCUCCGGCUCCUCCCGCAGCCACCGGUUUGAGCGUUUACCUCGCCGGAGGUCAAGGUCAGGUCGUCGGCGGCAGCGUCGUGGGACCGUUGGUUUGCGCGGGGCCAGUCGUGGUUAUGGCUGCGUCGUUUAGCAACGCCGCGUACGAGAGGCUUCCGCUGGAGGAGGAGGAGAUGCAGACGCCAGUUCACGGCGGUGGAGGAGGCGGCAGCGGUGGCGGUGUGAUGGGGUCUCCGCCGAUGAUGGGGCAGCAAUCGUCGAACCAGCAGGCGGGUUUGGCGGCUAUGGCGGGGGGGCUGCCGCCUAAUCUUCUUGGCUCGGUUCAGCUGCCGCCGCCACAUGAUCAGCCAUACUGGGCCACCGGAAGACCACCUUUCUGAUCGAAUUUCGAGAGGGCUUAAUUGAGAUGAUGGUGACGAUGUGGAGAAGACGGAUUGGCGAUUUGAAGAAUUCGAGCUUCACGGUAUGAUUAUGGAUCGACAUUUUCGUAGAUGAAACAGGUUCUUUUGUUUUUGCUUCGUUUAAGUUCGUAGAUGAGCUUUUUUCUAUGUUGAGUUGUGUAAGGUUUUAAUUUCACUGUCUUUUAGGGUUUUUUUUAUAUGAAUUUGAUGGGUAGUUUCGUACAUUUGAGAUGGUGUUGUUCGAUCUAAGGAUCGCUGUUUUAAACAAUUUCCCUUGUUACGUUGCGUUCUAGUUCCAAUUCAAUUCCUAUGGUUUCUCU
Molecule: messenger RNA, 1819 nt
Organism: Tarenaya hassleriana
Lineage: Eukaryota; Viridiplantae; Streptophyta; Magnoliopsida; Brassicales; Cleomaceae
Product: AT-hook motif nuclear-localized protein 26
Exons: 2
Coding region: 477-1478 (333 amino acids)
Biological process (GO): vegetative to reproductive phase transition of meristem
Cellular component (GO): nucleus
Molecular function (GO): DNA-binding transcription factor activity; minor groove of adenine-thymine-rich DNA binding
Source: RefSeq, a predicted model, not a curated record